GGAAAACAAAAAACACACCGACCCAAACUGCUCGAUCCACCAGACCACCUUCCACCCCGAUCCCCUGAUCCCAUCACCAUCCAGAUCACCCCGCCGCCGCGCGACCCACCGGGACCCCCUGCCACCGCGCGGCCUCCCGGAAUCCCCGUCGCCGCGCCACCUCCCUGACCCCCGUCGCCGCGCCACCUCCGAGGCCCCCGCCGCUGCUCCCUGAGCCGACCUAGAUACUGCGGCCGCACCCCCACCUCCGUCAGGAUCUCGCCUCCGCCACGACCAUGCCGGCGAGCACCGCCGCUAUUUCCAUCCAUUUUCGCCAGGACCUCGCCUCACCCCGAUGCUCCCAGCGCGCCAGCGCUAGUUCCUCUCCUCCCCCAAUGACUGGAUACUUUGACCCAACCAUUGGUCCUCCAUGGAUCCGGCCAACUACACGCCGCUGGCCGCGGAUCCGCCCCCGGGGACCAAGCCAGAUGCCGGCUGCCUCCACCACGCGCCCGACCCCGCCCCACCCCCAUUCCACAAGGCAGAUGUCGUUGCCGUGCUCCGGGUCGACCAUGGCUUAUUAUUUGACCGUCUGCUUUUUACUCUAGUUGUUCUUCUUCUGUUGCAGAGAUCUUCGUCAUUCCUUGCAGAUGGCAACUCCAACGAUGUGAUUUUUUCCUUCGACCGCCUCAGCCGCUCACCAACACGGCCACCUGCAGUUCAGGGCUUAAAUCAUGUAUUCUGUACAUAGGAGUGAAGUUCGAUUUGCCGGAGAAAGAGGCGUUGCCACGGCCGAUGCUGGCUGUUCGUGCAUGGAAGUCUCCGUGUAUUCUAUUUGAAAACCUGGGAGCAUGCCAAAAACGUUCAGAAAUAUCAAUGAUAGAAGUUUGAAUAUAGGGAGGUUGAUGCUUUGUGUGUGUAUACAUUUUUAGGGGAUCGUGUGCUUGUAUACAUGGCAUCACAAUUUUUUGUGCAUGAUAUUCAGUUCUACAAAUAGCAGUUGAAUAA
Triticum dicoccoides is the source of this 987-nucleotide messenger RNA. RefSeq lists its product as uncharacterized. The record is from RefSeq and is a predicted model, not a curated record. NCBI's taxonomy places the organism in Eukaryota, Viridiplantae, Streptophyta, Magnoliopsida, Poales, Poaceae. The transcript is spliced from 2 exons. Bases 410 to 730 code for a protein of 106 amino acids.